Neopsephotus bourkii (Bourke's parrot) is the source of this 2517-nucleotide messenger RNA. RefSeq names its product vitamin D3 hydroxylase-associated protein-like. The coding region runs from base 676 to 2382 and encodes 568 amino acids. Gene Ontology annotation, molecular function: amidase activity; fatty acid amide hydrolase activity. Lineage: Eukaryota; Metazoa; Chordata; Aves; Psittaciformes; Psittacidae. Gene Ontology annotation, biological process: fatty acid catabolic process. The transcript has 15 exons. The record is from RefSeq and is a predicted model, not a curated record.
AAGACCUCGGACACUAGCCGUCCCAAUGCCUGUUGGAAAUAGCUUCUGGCCUGCAACAGUGUGGGAUUUUCCACUGCUAAGGCCAUGCUGGUGUGCUGUGUCAUGGGCUGGAACAGCCUCUGCUUAUACUGCAUGAAGAAAUCACAGCAGUACUGAGCCCUAUUCCACAGGCUGCCUGAAACAGCCUCUGGCCACCAUGGGAGCAGCACAGGCUAAGGGGUUUGGUGAGCAAAUGGGUCCCCACAGCCGUGCAUCCUUUCAUCAUACCAUUCCCCAUCCCUGUGCAGGGAAGUCUCACGUUUUCAGGCUGUGUUUUCUCCUUCUCCCAUUGUCCUCUCCAGCUACACAGGAAAUAGAAGACCAGCUAUUUCCUUGCUGCUUUUGUUCAGCUGAGCCCGCAGCCCUUCCUCCCCAGCAAAGAACUUCCUGCAGCCCAGAAAACCCCUAUAAACCCAGUGCCCCGAGGUUCACUGGCCAAACUUCACCGUUUCCAUUUCCCAGUCAAUCAUUCUCCACUGCAUGCUCUACUGAAGGCAGCUUUGCAGAGGUCAGCCUUAGGCUUAUAAACUGUUUGCUGAUCUGAGACAGUGGUGUUGGGAGAAGGGACAGGUCUGGGAAGGCAGGGAAGGUCUCCUUUCUUUCUCACUCCAUCCCCGGAGACGAGAAAGCCACGUUAUGAUCCAGCAACAUCUGAGACAGCUCCUGCCAGAGAGGGAGGUGCAUCCUUCUGCUGCCUUCGCCCUGCUCUGUGGCUCGGCAGCAGCCGUGGUGGUCUGGAAAUGGCUGGGCAAAAGGCAGAUCCAGAAGAGAAUGGAAGAGGCGCGGAGGACCCGGGAUGAGGGUGUGAAGAAAAUGGCAAAGGCCGCCCAGCAGUUCAGGGAGCAGGUCCCCAGUGUCCAAACAGAUGCCAUCCUGUCCCUGCCCCUGCUGGAACUCACUGGGAGACUGCGGGAAGGGUCUUUGUCCCCCAAGACUGUCCUCUACACCUACAUAGAGAAGGCCCUGGAGGUGACCCAGCAGACAAACUGCUUGCAAUAUUUCAUCCCAGAGUGUGAGGAGCAGCUCCAGGAAAUACAACAGCAGAGGGAGAAAGGGCUGCUCUAUGGCAUCCCCGUCAGCAUCAAGGACCACAUCGGCCACAAGGGGCAUCUGUCGACCUGUGGGCUUGCGCAGUGCCUGGGCACUGUGGUGCAGGAGGACAGCGUCCUAGUCAAGGUUUUGAAGAGCCAGGGGGCCAUCCCCUUUGCAGUGACCAACGUGCCACAAUCCCUCUUCAACUAUGACUGCAGCAAUCCCAUCUUCGGGCAGACCCUGAACCCCUUCAACCACCACAAGAGCCCCGGGGGCUCCUCGGGAGGGGAGGGAGCUCUGAUCGCAGGGGGAGGCUCCAUCCUGGGCAUCGGCUCGGACAUCGGCGGCAGCAUCCGCCUGCCCUCCAGCUUCUGCGGGCUGCGUGGGCUCAAACCCACGGCUGGAAGGCUCAGCCUGUCUGGAGUGAGUGGCGCAUUCAGUGGGAUCCUGGCAGUUCCUUGUGCUCUGGGGCCGAUGGCAAGGGAUGUGGACAGCCUGGCCCUCUGCAUGAAGGCACUGCUCUGUGAGGAGAUGUUCCGGCUGGACCCCACCGUGCCCCCCAUCCCCUUCAAUGAGGAUGUGUACUCCAGCUGCGCUCCUCUGCGGGUCGGGUACUACGACACAGACGGCUACUUCCCGCUGCCCCCUUGCAUGCGGCGUGCAGUGCAGGACACCAGGAGGGCUCUGCAGGCAGCUGGGCACCAGCUGGUGCCCUUUUCUCCACCUCGGAUCCACUAUGUCAUGAAUGAACUCUUUCUGAAGACCUUUUUUGCCGAUGGAGGCCGUGCUUGGUUGGACUUGUUCACAGGAGAUACCAUAGAUCCAAGCUUGAAACCCCAGGUGAAUUGCUGCAGGAUCCCAAGGCUGGGGAAGAAGCUGCUGGCUCUGAUUCUUAAACCUCUGUUCCCCCGCCUGGCUGACUAUCUGAGUGCCUUGAGUGGAAUGAGCUCGCUGAAGGAGACGUGGCAUCAUCAACAUCAAAUAGAGGUGUACCGCACUGAGUUCAUCGCACGGUGGAGGGAACUGGGGCUGGAUGUUGUGCUGUGCCCUGUCCUGGGGCCUGCCUUCACCACGGGAUACCCUGGGAAACUCCUCACUGCCAUCUCCUCCACAAUGCUGUACAAUGUCUUGAACUUCCCUGCUGGGGUCGUACCCGUCAGCACGGUGACAGAAGCUGAUGAGGAAGAGCUAAAGCUUUACCAAGGAUACAGCAAUGACCCCUGGGACCAGAUGCUGAAACAGAAGCAGGGUGAUGCUGAGAGCAAAGGAUUACAAAAGCUGAACAGUAUAGUCUUGUUGACACUGGAGUGACUUCCUAUGGCUAUAACUAUGGCUGCCUCGUAAGGAACACAACCAUGUGUACCCUCCCCAUCACUGUAUUUUGCACACAAAAAUAAAGAUGUAGCUAUUAAGCAACUCUUAUUAAUAAACUCCAGUAAUUGUUCA